UAGACGAUCUGUGUGGUAGCAGCAGUGGGGCUCGCUGUGUCCUGGAUCAGUGGAGAUGGGCUGAGGCAGAGAGGACAUCCCCGACGACACCGACACGCACGGACCCUGAGUACAGCAGUCCCAGAAGGAAUUCUUCCCGGUCCCGCUUGCCCCCACUCUUCUCCCCGCUCCUCUCCACUCCCGGCCCUAGCAGGCCAGGGAAUGUCCCGGCAGCGAGAUGCCUUAUGUGGACCGACAGAACCGGAUCUGUGGCUUCCUGGACAUCGAGGAGAAUGAGAGCAGUGGCAAGUUCCUGCGCCGUUACUUCAUACUGGACACACAGCAGGGAAGCCUGGUGUGGUUCAUGGACAACCCACAGAACCUUCCUGUUGGCACAGACUGCGUAGGUUCCCUCAAGCUCACCUACAUCUCUAAGGUCAGCGAUGCCACUAAGCUGAGGCCUAAGGCAGAAUUCUGCUUUGUCAUCAAUGCGGGGAUGAGGAAGUUCUUCCUGCAGGCCAAUGAUCAGCAGGACCUCGUGGACUGGGUCAACGCUCUCAAUAAAGCCACCAAAAUCACUGUGCCAAAGCUGUCUGAUGGCCAGCAGAUUUCAGAGAACCAGAAGUCCUUGCCAGAUGUUGUGGGACCCAAGAAACAAGUCUCCUAUAGGACAGAGAUCAUUGGAGGAGUCCCCAUCGUCACCCAGACACAGCAAGAAGGUGGUGACAGUGCAGACAGAGUGGAGCGUGAGGCCAUGCAUCGCUCUCACAGCCAGCUGCCGUACUUCCUGGGCAGGCCAACUCAGGAGCACACAGUCAUUAAGUCAGGCUACUGCGUCAAGCAAGGAGCUGUGAUGAGGAACUGGAAACGGCGAUAUUUCCUACUGGAAGAAAACUCAAUGAGUUACUUCAAGUCUGAUUUGGAGAAAGAGCCUCUGAGAAUGAUCCCACUGAAGGAGGUUCACAAAGUCCAGGAGUGCAAACAGAGUGACAUCAUGAUGAGAGAUAAUCUGUUUGAAGUUGUCACCACAUCAAGGACGUUUUACAUACAGGCAGACAGUCCAGAGGAGAUGCACAGCUGGAUCAAGGCUGUCUCAGGGGCCAUUGUGGCCCAGCGGGGGCCUGGGAGGUCUGCUGCCACAGAACACGGCAGCCGUUCCACUUUCUACCGCAGCCCCUCGGGUCCCCCCGUCCCUCGCUCGCCCAUAUCUGCCAUGCCACCAUGCUACCCAGAGUGGGGGGCUGCUGUCACGUGCGGCACACGCUCGCAGCCUGGCGUGGGACAGCGAGCACUUCAUGAGCCUGCUGCCACGGCCCAGUCACAGCCACACGCCAGCACGCCUGUCCCUGCAGGAGACGCGCCUGGCGAAGUGACCCGCGCACCGCCCGUGACCACCAUCGCCGACUCAGAGGAGUCACCAUGGCGACGGCGGAGCAGCUUCGAGCCUCACAUGCCCGAACCACCCCUGGACCUGGACGACGCUGACCUGCCGGUGAGCGAGGUCUGAGCUGUUGAACUGGACAUUUAAAACUUGUUUAUCUGGAUGGGAUGUUGACAGAGACGCCAUGGAUAAAGGCAACAUGUUUUUUUUAAAAGGCCAGGCGUUGGUUUCCAAACCAAAGCUGUUGGCGGAUGACAGCGCACAAUUUUCACAAACUCAUCUUUUGAGCUUCUCCGUCAGUGCUGUCAGUAUGCAAGAGAAACAAGUUGGGUCACCACUGAACUGCACUCGUGUGCCAAAGACGACCCAGUGUUCACCCACACCCCCCUGCCUGCCUGCUGUCGCAUUUACAAAGGCCUAUUUAUUUACUAAGAGUUGAUGUUGUCAAACAAAACUACAAAUUUUAGUUUACUUGUGCUGAUUAGAUUUCAGUGACAGAGCUUUAUUUUAACCUGUACAGGCACAAUGUUGUGUUCAGUGGUGUUUGUGGGCGGAGGAUUUUUGUAAAACACUUUGUUCCGAGGAAAUAAGGGAGCUUUUAAGGGUGCAAGGUAUCUCCUCAUUUCUGAAAAGAGCGUUCAAACUGAGGACUGGCUUUUCAUCACCUCUCUGUAAUCUAAUUUAACCAGUGUGGUUCAACCUUACCCUCAUAAUUGUAACACUGGAUUUGUCUACUAUUGUUAGCCAGUGUUAGCGAUAUGGGUUUUGCCUAGUCUGAGAUAAAACCCUCGCUCUAAUACAAAUAAAUAAUAUAAUUCAGACAUUCUGGGCUGGUCUAGGAUAAAUGCAAAAAACUGGAAAUACAUAUGUAUGAUUCAGUGUGGAUAAGACCAAAUGUAUCCCAGCCACAUUCAGUCAGAUUUUUUUUUAGUUGCCAAGCCUUUGAUUUGAACUUCUUUUAUUUUUGAGAAUAUAUGAGGGUUAUGGUCAGUUGUUUAAUUAUAUAAUGGGAUUCUCAGUGAGUUUAUUAGUUGACUGUUCUUGACCACAAGCUGAAUUAGCUUACAUGUAAAUCUCCAGCUUUUACAGAGAUGAGAUUACUGUGCAGAUGUGUAAAAGAAAAACAAACCAACAAAAAAAAAAAAAAAAAUCUAAGUCAUCUUAGUACAUGCAUCACUUCACAACCUGAAUCUGCAUCUUUGCAAACUACUUUUCAGCUUCCCAGACUUUGUGGACUCAUGUUUGUGACACUGGAUGACGUGGGAAAUUAGCAACGGUAAACAAGAAGUACAAGAUAUAUAAGCUUGUAUGCAUUUUGUAAUUCAUAGUAAUAAAAACUUCAGCAAUAAGGCAGGGUCACUUAUAAAUAAGCUUCAUGUCCUGACAGACUGGGUUGCAACAGGUUUACAAGAAUUACCUAAACCUGCAGUCCUGUCGUUUGAAGAUGAUUAGACUGUAUGAACACCAUGCUAACAUUUUGGAUAAUGAUUUAACAGAAAAAGAAAUAUUCAAGCUCAGACACUUCCAUUGCAUGUUAACAUGUUAUAAUUCCUCAGAUUGUCCUCCUCUCUUUUUUUAAAUUUUUGUUUAUCUAUGGCCGCUGUGUGUGUUUGCAGAAUAGAGCUGAGUGCAGCAGAGUUAUUUUUUAUAUGCUUUUAGAUGUUUCCUGAUGUUAUUCCUCGUACCUUGUGUUGCCAUCCCAGUAGCAGGCAGUUGCCUCGUGGUUUUAUUUAAACAUGUUCCACUUUAGUCCUGCUAAAUAAUACACACUAAUCUCUUUUUUUUAAGUGCCUGCUCCAUUUCAGGCCAACAAAGCCAAGCUACUCCACCCCUGUGCAGUCUGGUGUAAUUGGUUUGAAUUGUUUCUAUUUAUUAUGUGGAUGACUUGAAAGAAAUAAACACUGAAAAUGUG
Molecule: messenger RNA, 3272 nt
Organism: Lates calcarifer (barramundi perch)
Lineage: Eukaryota; Metazoa; Chordata; Actinopteri; Centropomidae
Product: pleckstrin homology domain-containing family A member 1
Exons: 12
Coding region: 218-1486 (422 amino acids)
Cellular component (GO): cytoplasm; membrane
Molecular function (GO): PDZ domain binding
Source: RefSeq, a predicted model, not a curated record